Molecule: messenger RNA, 1774 nt
Organism: Apis laboriosa (Himalayan honeybee)
Lineage: Eukaryota; Metazoa; Arthropoda; Insecta; Hymenoptera; Apidae
Gene: mxt
Product: eukaryotic translation initiation factor 4E-binding protein Mextli
Exons: 11
Coding region: 94-1611 (505 amino acids)
Biological process (GO): regulation of formation of translation initiation ternary complex; positive regulation of translation
Cellular component (GO): cytoplasm; RNA cap binding complex
Molecular function (GO): RNA binding; translation initiation factor activity; eukaryotic initiation factor 4E binding
Source: RefSeq, a predicted model, not a curated record
CGUAACGUAUGUCAACGACAUAUCUUACCAAUUUCUUUCAGACGGUCUGCCUGUCGUUGAUCUGUGGCACGGCCGACGUGGUGAUUAAAAAGAAUGGCCGCUACACAACUAAAUCGAGCACGAACCAUCAAGAAAGUUGAAAAACCUCGACCGCUUAAACUUAAUCAACGCCACGCGACCGUCGAUGGGCGGAUUACGACUGUGGAGGAUAUAGUCUCCUUAAUCGACAAUGUUGCAAUGCAACUAACAAAUGGCUUCCAUGACCGAGCGCUGCAAAUAAAUGUGAUUACAAUGUGCAAUCAUUUAAAACUUUAUGCUCAUCAAUUAGAAGCUAUUUAUAAAGAUCAGCUAGAUAGAGCUUUUGUAGCAAUCAGAAAUGGAAGUCAAGACGAAAGACUAGAUUUGACGACUAGGGUUCACCUGCUGGAACUUAUAGAAUUAAGAGCUAAACAAUGGCGUCACACAGAUUCUAUGGAUGUAUAUUAUACACAAAAAUUAUCUCAUUUGGAUAAUGCAGAAGCAAUUCCUGAUACACCUACGAAUGCAUUGUCAUCUCCAAUGGCAACUAUGACUUCACCUACUGUAACACCUAUCUUGGGACCUGGUGAAGUUAUAAAAAAUAGUGGCAAAUUUGUUAAACCUACUCGUAUUCCUGGGAAAAACUAUUGUAAAGAUGAAGUUGUUAUACGUAACAGUGAUUCUGGUAAAGUGAUGGGAAUAAAAGGGCGGCGGGUUCACAUGAUCGAAGAGCUCAGCCAGACAAUCAUCUCCUUCCAGCGAGUAAACCCUGGAGCCAAAGAACGACUUGUCCAAAUCACGGGUACUUCCGAGGACAAGAUACAUUACGCGAAGGAUUUGAUAAAAGAUACGAUACAACGAAAUGCAUCACCGGUGAGAUUAGAGCAAGGUGGAGGAGAAAAAGGAGCUAUGGGUGGUUCAAGCUCCUCAUUAAAUAGCAGUGCAUCAGAUGAAAGUAAUCGAUUGCAACAUCAACAACAAAACUCUCGUUUACGAAGUUCACUCCUCCACAGCUUCUCCACCAACGACGCCAGUAUAGGCGAAUAUAAAUAUACGGUUACUGUUGGUAACCAAUCUUUAAAAAUCACAGGAUGCAAUCUCGAUCUUGUUAGGACUGCAAAGCUAGUUUUAGAUGAACAUUUCUUGGGAGAUUCUGAAAAUUUCACAAGUGGUAUAGAAUAUUUCAAUUUUGAAGAAGAAUCUCCUUAUUCAAUCUCGUCUUCCAAUACACAAAAAACAUUAUUAACUCCAAGCAAUACAAAUGAAGUAGGCCGAGAAUUAAAUAUGGAUAGUGCUGCAACUUCAGAAAGUGAAGAAACUUAUAAACCUCAUAUAAUAUCUGAACCAAAUUCAUCAACUCAGGAAGUUCCAGAAGUUAGAGAACUCACAUAUGAGUUUUUGUUGCUGUGUUCAACAGGCCCUUAUGCUAAACGGCCACCUGCAGAUUGGGUUCGCAUUCAAAAGGAAUGUCCCAACAUUGUUCGCAAGGAACCGAUUCGCUGGUUCGAACCGGAAACAUAUAAAGCUAAGGUAGCAGCUGCUGGUCUUAUUACAGUAUUGACAAUUGGAGAAGGAGAAACUGAUCCAGAAUGAAAUUACAUAAUUUAAUAUUUUGAUCAUCAAAUUGUAUGUAUUAAUUUACAUCGGUUUUUAUCUCGAUGUAUUGUGAUAAAUUUUCAAAACUUUGUAUAAUUCUAAAAUGAACAAAUAUGUAAUAUGAAUGAGUUCAUUGCAAUACACAAUAAUUUAUGAGUAA